AUGCCUUGCAAGUCUGAUUGCCAGAAGCUCCUAGAGGGGGUGGAAAUGACGCUCAUCGCAUCCCUUUGGAAGAUGAAGAUGGCCAAUCAGAAAUCUAAGGCUCUCCACUCGAACCCAUCAAAUCAACUCGUCUUUAACUGUCUAAUCACUGCUAUUAUCAGGAUCAAGAGGCUCCUCUCAAACGACCUUCUCCUCAUCAUUGUCAAUCUUCCUCUAGUGAACUUCCGACUGAGGAGAUUGGCCAUCGAGCUUCAUGAAUACUUGAAAAAAAAGAAUCUGGAUAAAUCAAAAAGGCAAGUAUCAUUACUUGUCCAAUUGAUCGACCAGCUAUCUUCGGCCCAAUACACAGUCCCCAGGAUCCCUUGGCCUUGGGUUGCUACCAUCUCUAGAACAUAUGAAGUGCUGAUAGGCACGACUGAGGAUGUAUUCAUGAUAUAUGCACGGAUGUCGCGAAAAAGUUUUUUUUCACUAGCAGACACAAUUAAGAACCAUCCAGUAUUUCAUAAUAACUCCAACAAACCUCAAGCACCAGUCGAAAUGCAGCUUAUAGUUGCUCUCUCCAAUCUCGGCUUGUAUGGGAAUGGUGGCUCUCCCCAUGUACUUGGACAAUACUACAACAUCAGCCCGGGAUCCGUGGAAAACUACACUAAUUGCUGUAUGUUUGCGAUCAUUGAGACGUUGGAGAAAAAACACGUGUACUGGCCAAACACUCAACAGCGUGCCAAUGUGACCGCAACUCUAGCUGGGAAGACGGUGUUUGAUGGCUGCAUCGGCUUUGCCGAUGGGACAAUUUUCCCUUUGGCAUCGGCACCGACAAAGCACAAAGAAGAUUACUGGAUGCGCAAAAUGGUAUACGCAGUUAACUCCUUGAUCCUGUACCGGAAUCCGCGGGGAUUUUUUUUGGCUGGCGAAUACUUGCUUGCCGACUCAGCUUACACCUCAACAGACACUAUCAUCCCUGCCGUCAAGAGAUCCCCUAGUUGGUCCCUACCUCCUGAAAAGCAACAGUUCAAUUAG
Puccinia graminis f. sp. tritici CRL 75-36-700-3 is the source of this 1017-nucleotide messenger RNA. RefSeq lists its product as uncharacterized. The record is from RefSeq and is a predicted model, not a curated record. Bases 1 to 1017 code for a protein of 338 amino acids. NCBI's taxonomy places the organism in Eukaryota, Fungi, Basidiomycota, Pucciniomycetes, Pucciniales, Pucciniaceae. The transcript has 4 exons.